AUGAGCAAGAAAGCCCCAAAGUAUUUCCCGUCGCUCUACGACACCAGCAGUAGCGCCUCAUCUCUGAACAGCUUCAAUAUCUGGAAGAACCUGUUCCCCACCCAGGAGAUCACCGACAACAAGAGCUCCAAGGCUUCCCUGUGGCCCCGCGGGCUGGCGGACAACCCCUACGAACCCCUCAAGUUCUUUGCCCCCCCGGCGGGAGGGGAGUCCGCCUGGAGUGAGCUGGACGAGAUCUGCGAGUUGGACAUCAGACUGAAGGAAAUGGAGCUUCUCACGCUGACUGGAGAUGGGUUUGAUUUGAGGAGAUAUAAGUUUCUAAAGAUGCUGAAGGACGAGAAGAUGCAAGAUAUCAAGGCCGCAAAGGAGAAGAAGAAACAACUACUGAAGGACAAAGCAAAGAAAUGGUAG
Messenger RNA from Callorhinchus milii (elephant shark), 411 nucleotides. RefSeq lists its product as uncharacterized. The coding region runs from base 1 to 411 and encodes 136 amino acids. The transcript is spliced from 2 exons. Lineage: Eukaryota; Metazoa; Chordata; Chondrichthyes; Chimaeriformes; Callorhinchidae. The record is from RefSeq and is a predicted model, not a curated record.